UUCAUCCUGAAGCCUGGCUGAAACUGAUGGGCAGAGAGAAUUCCCAACUCGAGUACCAAUUGAAGCCACCGCCAAAUACAAUCCAAUCAAUCUAUGGUUUGAUGACAUCUGAAUAUUACGCAAUAUCUCGCCAUUCUCUUAUGUCUGGAAAGUGCUGGUCUCUAAUUUUUAACUGGAGAUCAAUGUGGUUGAUAAUAUAGCUGUGUCAUUUUAAUAUUUUAUGUCGUCAGCUCUGCAACCAGGACUUCAAGAAAUAUGCAAAAUAGAAAACCAUAUCAGAUGUUGAUAUACAUCCCUGUUUAGAAACCACCGAGUGAAGAAAGAGCAGACAAGCAGAAGAAAGAUUCAAUCUAUUUAUCUUUCUAAACCGUUUGUAGAUGAUUACGGCUUUGGGUUGGUGUGAACUGUUAAGCAAUUGCCAAAAUUGCUAAUGGGGACAAAAAGUGUUAGAAAGCGUUCCAGAAAUGAAGAUUCGGAUAAACUUACAGUUCCACCAGGUUUCAUGUCUCGUACAUCCUUCCUAUUGAAGAAGGUAGAAAAUUGUGAGGAAUCAUGCAAUACAUCCAAAGAUCCGGACCAGACAAACACUGUAUCGGGUACGGUUGAUGAUGCCACACUAAAGACAUCUUGUAGGAACAGACCUUGGAUACUUUAUGAACAGAACAAUCUGAAUAAAGUGGAAUCUGAGUCUGGCCAACCUGUUAAGGAACUCUCUUCAAAAACUUGUCUUCCAAAAGGUGUUACCCGUGGUUGCCCAGAUUGUGAUGAUUGUCUGAAGGUGACUGCAAGGUGGUGUCCUGAAGAUGCAAAAACAGAUGUCAUUGAAGAGGCUCCUGUUUUUCACCCAACUGAAGAGGAAUUUAGUGACACACUUAAGUAUAUCGCAAGCAUACGUCUCAGAUCAGAACAAUAUGGAAUAUGUCGUAUUGUUCCUCCUCCUUCUUGGAAGCCACCAUGCCUUCUAAAGGAAAAAAAUGUAUGGAAUAGCUCUACAUUUGUUACCCAAAUUCAACGGAUUGAUGAGCUACAAAAUCAGUAUUUGCAGAGCGAAGCAGCUAAAAUUGAUCAAAAUAUGAAUGGCAAAAUGGGAAGGACCUUGAGAGCUUGUUUAGGGUGUGGGGUUGGUAAUGGAUGUGGCAUGAACUCGGAUGAAGUUGGAUGCUUCAAUGUUGAAGGCUUUGAAUCUGAACCUGGACCAGAAUUUACUCUUGAAAGAUUUAAGAAAUAUGCUGAAGAUUUCAAGGACCAGUAUUUUUGCUUGAAAGAUAUGGUUAAGAGUGUGGAUGCCAAUUCCACAGUGUUUCAAGAACAGUCAGAACCAUCAGUGGAGAACAUUGAGGGUGAAUAUAGACGAAUUGUUGAGAAUCCAUCAGAGGAAAUUGAGGUGCUUUACGGUUACAAUCUGGAUACUAGGAGUUUUUGCAGUGGAUUUCCAACUGUAUUUAAUUCUUCGGAAACUUCAGACUACCAGAAGUAUUUGAAAUCAGGCUGGAACUUGAAUAACGUACCUAGGCUUCCUGGUUCUCUUCUCUCUUCUCAUAACUGCCAUACUUCUGGUUUAUUGGUACCUCAGCUAUGGAUAGGAAUGUGUUUUACUUCAGUUUGUUGGAAAGUUGAAGAGCACUAUUUAUACUCACUCUGUUAUAUGCAUAUGGGUGCGCCUAAAAUUUGGCAAGGCAUCCCAGGGAGAUAUGCUGUCAAGUUUGAAACUGCUAGGAAGAAGUACGUUCGAGAUUUGUUAUUUGAACAGUCUAAGUUGCGUGAUAGGAUGGUCACAAAACUAUCUCCUUCCACCUUGAAGUCUGAGGGUAUACCCGUUUAUCGUUGCAUUCAAUAUCCUGGAGAGUUUGUUCUGGUCUUUCCUGGAGCGCAUUAUUCGGGAUUUGACUGUGGCUUCAAUUGUUCUGAGGCAGUAAAUUUUGCCCCCAUUGAUUGGUUACAUUGUGGUCAGAAUGCUGUAGAACUCUAUAGAGAACAGCACAGAAAGACAUCUAUUUCCCAUGAUAAGCUAUUACUGGAUGCAGCCAGGGAAGCUGUCAGGGCACAAUGGGAAAUUUUGCUGUUAAGUAAGAACACCUUAGAAAAUUUAAGGUGGAAGGAUGCUUGUGGAAAGGAUGGGAUCUUAGCAAAGGCACUAAAGUCACGUAUCAAGUCAGAAAGCAACAGAAGAGAGUAUCUUUGCCCCUAUUCACGAUCAAAGAGGAUGGGUGAAGACUUUGAUGUUUCCAGCAAAAAGGAAUGCAGCAUAUGUCUCUACGAUUUACACCUUUCAGCGGUGAGUUGUCCCUGUUCUGCCAACAUAUAUUCUUGCCUAAAUCAUGUAAAGCAGCUCUGUUCUUGUGCUUUGAGCGAAAAGAUUUUUCUAUUCCGCUACGAGAUCAGUGAGUUGGAUGUUCUUGCUGAAGCUGUGGAAGGAAAACUAAGUGCAGUCUACAGAUGGGCUAGAAAUGAUCUUAAGCUUUCUCUUCACUCUUCUGUUUCCAGAGAUGGUUUACAUCCAAACUCUCAACCGGAAGAUUCAAAACAGAAAGAGCAGAAAUCCCUAGAUGCUGCUACAUGUAAUGGCUUUGGGAAGAAGGCCUUCUCUAGCAUCAAAGAAGAAAUGAAGGCACGGAUGCUUAAAAAAAAAUGCUCAAGUUCUGGACCAAAAGAAGAAGAGAAAACUUCAAAACCUUCCGUUGUUUCAAGCAGAACUGCAGAAAAUAGUUCCCUUUUAAGCAGACAGGAGGUGUUAGAAAUCUCUUCUGAAGAAGAUAGUUCUAGUAUCUCAUCCUCAGAGUCUGAGGAGACAUGAGAUCUUGAUUUCAGUUUGGGAAAAAGACACGAUCCUUAGCUUCAAUCGAAAAUAAUCAUGGCCUUCCUGAAACAGAUUUCUUCAUCGUGACUUUUAAAAUGUAUUUCUGGUGAGUACAAGAGGGAAUACUCUGUUUGAGUUCAAAGUUGAGCAUAUUAAAGCUCCAAGAAGAAUUUGAUUCUUACUGAUGUUUAGGGUGACUAAUCAUGUGAACAAAUCUGCCGACCGUACAUUACAGUACAUUCAACAUAAUUUUCAUACCAAAAGAAAAACUUCCUUGAUCAAUAUGAACAAAUUAGCUGAAACAGAGGAUGAAUAUGCAACAGCAGCUUAAGGCACAUACAUAAUUUUGCUAAUGGCGCACUGUUAGAUGAUAGAUGCUUCUAAAGAAGUUGUAUACUUUUGUUCUUAGUUCUCAUAUACAGAUUGUAAUCCUCUUCAACACUAUGUAGUAAUGAAGUAUAUUUGAGCAGUUCAUAUUUUGAGUAA
Messenger RNA from Pistacia vera, 3283 nucleotides. Its product is annotated as putative lysine-specific demethylase JMJ16. Gene Ontology annotation, biological process: chromatin remodeling. Gene Ontology annotation, cellular component: nucleus. Gene Ontology annotation, molecular function: histone H3K4me/H3K4me2/H3K4me3 demethylase activity. The record is from RefSeq and is a predicted model, not a curated record. The transcript has 11 exons. NCBI's taxonomy places the organism in Eukaryota, Viridiplantae, Streptophyta, Magnoliopsida, Sapindales, Anacardiaceae. Bases 431 to 2794 code for a protein of 787 amino acids.